This is a messenger RNA of Gadus macrocephalus (Pacific cod), 9030 nucleotides long. It is a transcript of the gene bcr, whose product is annotated as BCR activator of RhoGEF and GTPase. The record is from RefSeq and is a predicted model, not a curated record. The transcript is spliced from 24 exons. Gene Ontology annotation, cellular component: membrane. Lineage: Eukaryota; Metazoa; Chordata; Actinopteri; Gadiformes; Gadidae. Gene Ontology annotation, molecular function: protein serine/threonine kinase activity; GTPase activator activity; guanyl-nucleotide exchange factor activity. Gene Ontology annotation, biological process: protein phosphorylation; intracellular signal transduction; positive regulation of GTPase activity. Bases 309 to 4484 code for a protein of 1391 amino acids.
CCUCCCAUUUCUUGCAGCUCUCUGCUGCUACACUGAGAUGGGGACACACACAGCACCAUCACAGCCAAGGAAAUGUCUGUAAAACCACAUAUAUCAGGAUGGGCCACUGAAAUGGGAUAAGACGGCGGAAGAAAGACCAAUUCUUCCAGGAUAUUUGAACGCGAGGCAGGCUGGAUAAUCUUGAUUUUUCUGCGAAAAGUGAUUUUCUUGUCGCUUAUUGCCCCUUUCUCCAACAUUCGCCUUGGACGUUGCUGGACUGUAAGCGACCGACCGUGCAGCCUACCGCUGACAUCAUCCCCGUGUGGACAAUGGUGGAACCGGUGGGAUUCAUUGAAGCGUGGAAAGCUCAGUUCCCAGAGUCUGAGCCCCCUAAAAUGGAGUUGCGGUCUGUGGGGGGCAUCGAACAGGAGCUGGAGAAAUGCAAAGCCACUAUUAGACGGCUGGAACAAGAGGUGAACAAGGAGCGUUUUCGCAUGAUCUACCUGCAGACUCUCCUGGCCAAGGAGAGGAAGAGCUACGACCGUCAACGAUGGGGCUUCCGGAAGACUCCGAUCAACGAGGGGGGUGACCCCAAUGCCACACAGGGCGCCGACUGCCCGUCCCAGCAGCCACACAUGCAGGAAACCGGGGGAGUCGGCGUGGUCGGUGGCACCGGGGAAAGAAGCCGCUUCCAGCCUGUGGCAGAAUGCGGGAGGUCCAAGCCCAGACCCCCUCCGGCGAGGAAGUCGGCCUCCCACGGAGACGGCCUGGAGCUCCAGUCUGCGUUUGAGGUCCCCCAGCAGGCAGAGUCCUGCGACAGCCUGGACGGCCUCUCGCCCUCCAAGCAGCAGAGAGGGGGCGGAGCCUCGGUCUCCCCGCGGCGGCCCGGUCUGACUCCGGACAAGGACCUCCCCAUCGACCCCAAGGACAAGCUGGGCAUGGGCCUCGGCGUGGCCGCCCUGCGGUCCAACUUCGAGAGGAUCAAGCGGGCCAACUCCCACUCGGCCGGGGACGUUGCCAAGGCGACGGACAAACCGAUGCAGCUGCAGCAGCAGCAGCAGCAGCAGCAGCCGCCGCAGCCGCCGCCGCCAUUCUACACCAACAUGGAGUUCCACCACGACCGGGGCCUGGUGCGGGUCAACGACCGCGAGGUGUCGGACCAGAUCAGCACCCUGGGCACACAGGCCAUGCAGAUGGAGCGCAAGAGGUCCCUGCACUCGUUGCCCGGCAACCUGGCCACGGCGGCGGGGGAGCUCCGGACCCGGCCCGUGUACCGAGGGCGGUCCACGGAGAGCACCUGCGGCUACGACGCCGAGUACGAAGACGGGGAGCCCAACCCGCGGCACCCGGCCCGCGCCAACGGCGGGAAGCCGCCGCCGCCGCCGUGGCAACCGUCGGACUUCCAGGUGUACUCCAGCGUGUACGUGGGCGGGGUGAUGAUGGGCGAGGGCGGGGGCGGGGGAGGCGGGGCUGGGGGUGUAGCCGUAGGGGGAGGGGGGGUGAUGAUGAGGGAGCACGGAGGGGGAGGGGACGACCACCUCCUCACCUGGCCCCGCCGCUCCUACUCCCCGGGGAGCUUUGAGGACGCGGGCGGCGUCGGCGGGGGCGGCGGGGGUGGCGGCGGCGGCGGCGGCUACACGCCGGACUGCAGCUCCAACGAGAACCUGACGUCCAGCGAGGAGGACUUCUCCUCGGGCCAGUCCAGCCACGUCUCGCCCAGCCCCACCGCCACCUCCGCCAGCACGGCCGGCACCACCGCCUUCCGCCGGCCCUACCGGGAGAAGAGCCGCUCGCCGUCGCAGAACUCCCAGAACUCCCAGCACUCGUACGACAGCAGCAGCCCGCCCACGCCGCAGUCCCAGAAGCGGCAGCACCACCGGCCCCAGGGGGGCCACGUGGUGAUGUCGGAGGCCACCAUCGUCAGCGUGCGCAAGACGGGGCAGAUCUGGCCGCCCGCCUCCCACCAUGACGGCGCCCCCCACGACGGCCCUCCGAGCUACGGCUACGACGUGGAGCGCGCCGAGGAGCAGCGGCGAUACCACGACAUCCUGCCCUACAUCGACGACUCGCCCUCCUCCUCGCCGCACCUCAGCUCCAAGAGCCGCAGCAGCCGGGACACGCUCUCCUCCGGCUCCCUGGAGUCCUCCAAGUCGGCGGAAUGUGACCUUGAGAAGGGCCUGGAGAUGAGGAAAUGGGUCCUGUCUGGUAUCCUGGCCAGCGAGGAAACAUACCUCAGUCACCUGGAGGCCCUCCUUCUGCCCAUGAAGCCACUGAAGGCUGCGGCCACCACCUCCCAGCCAGUGCUGUCGGUGGCCCAGAUCGAGACCAUCUUCUUCAAAGUGCCUGAACUCUACGAAAUCCACAAGGAGUUCUACGACAGCCUACUGCCCCGGGUUCAGCAGUGGAGCCACCACCAGAGGGUUGGGGACCUCUUUCAGAAACAGGCCAGCCAGCUGGGGGUGUACCGCGCCUUCGUGGACAACUACGAGCUGGCCGUGGAGACCGCCGAGAAGUGCGGCCAGGCCAACACGCAGUUUGCUGAAAUCUCUGAGAACCUGAAGGUGAGGAGCAACAAAGAGUGCAAGGACCCGUCUGCCAAGAACUCCCUGGAGACGUUGCUGUAUAAGCCGGUGGAUCGAGUCACACGCAGCACACUCGUCCUCCAUGACCUGCUGAAACACACGCCAGCCAGCCACCCGGACCACCCCCUGCUGCAGGACGCGCUGCGCAUCUCCCAGAACUUCCUGUCCAGCAUCAACGAGGAGAGCACCCCUCGGCGACAGUCCAUGACCGUCAAGAAGGGAGAGAACCGGCAGCUGCUGAAGGACGGCUUCAUGGUGGAGCUGGUGGAGGGAGCCAGGAAGCUCCGGCACGUGUUCCUCUUCACAGACCUCCUGCUGUGCGCUAAGCUGAAGAAACAACUGGGAGGUAAGAGCCAGCAGUACGACAGUAAGUGGUACAUCCCUCUGUCGGAGCUGAGCUUCCAGGGUCCCGAGGAGUCGGAGCCCCUCACCAUCCCCCAGGUGCCCGACGAGGAGCUGGACGCCAUGAAGGUGAAGAUCUCCCACCUGCGCAGCGAGAUCCAGCGGGAGAAGAGAGCCAACAAGGGUUCCAAGGUGAUCGAGCGUCUGAGGAAGAAGCUGUCGGAGCAGGAGUCCAUGCUGCUGCUGACCUCCCCAAGCAUGGCUCUGAGGGCGCAUAACCGGAGCGGCAAGAGUUACAUAUUCCUGAUUUCGUCCGACUAUGAACGUGCGGAAUGGAAGGAGAUGAUCAAAGAACAACAGAAGAAAUGUUUGAAGAGCUUCUCUUUGACCUCCCUGGAGCUUCAGAUGCUGACCAACUCGUGUGUGAAGCUGCAGACUGUCCACAGCAUACCACUCACAAUCAACAAGGAAGAGGAUGAGAGUCCUGGACUCCACGGCUUCCUGAAUGUAAUCGUCCACUCGGCCUCCGGCCUCAAACAGAGCCAGAAUCUCUACUGCACCUUGGAGGUGGAUUCCUUUGGCUUCUUCCUCAACAAAGCAAAGACCAGAGUGUACCGCUACACCACCGAGCCCAAAUGGAACGAGGAGUUUGAGAUAGAUCUGGAGGGCUCGCAGACCCUGAGGUUGCUGUGCUACGAGAAGAGUUACAACAAGACGAGGCAGAACAAAGACGACUGGGACAGUGCCGACCACAUCAUCGGGAAAGGACAGAUCGCGCUUGACCCCCAGUCCCUGCAAGGCAAGGACUGGCAACGGACGGUCAUUCCCAUGAAUGGGAUCGAGGUCAAGCUAUCCAUGAAGUUCACCAGCCGGGAGUUCAGUCUGAAGCGCAUGCCUUCACGGAGACCCAUGGGCGUGUUUGGAGUCAAGAUCUCCACGGUGACCAAACGGGAGCGCUCCAAGGUGCCCUACAUAGUCCGUCAGUGCCUGGAGGAGAUCGAGAGGAGGGGCAUGGAGGAGGUGGGCAUCUACAGGGUGUCCGGCGUGGCCACUGACAUCCAGAAUCUGAAGGCCGCCUUCGACACUAACCACAAAGACGUGUCGGUGAUGAUGAGUGAGAUGGACGUCAACGCCAUCGCCGGGACGCUGAAGCUCUACUUCAGGGAGCUGCCCGAGCCCCUCUUCACUGACGACCUCUAUCCAAACUUUGCGGGAGGCAUCACCCUGUCUGAUAGUGUUGCCAAAGAGAGCUGCAUGCUCAACCUUCUGCUAUCGCUACCUGAGCCCAACCUGGUAACCUUCCUCUUCCUGCUGGACCACCUCAAGAGGGUGGCAGAGAAGGAGUGCGUGAACAAGAUGUCCCUCCACAACCUGGCCACAGUGUUCGGGCCCACCCUGUUGAGGCCGUCUGAGAAGGACAGCAAGAUCCCCACCAACCCCACUCAGCCAAUCAGCAUGGGGGACAGCUGGUCCCUGGAAGUGAUGUCACAGGUCCAAGUGCUGCUCUACUUUCUCCAACUAGAAACCAUCCCCACACCGGACAGUAAACGGCAGAGCAUCUUAUUCUCCACCGAAGUGUAGGGCCAAACUGUCUCCUGUCUCCGAUAUUUCCGAGUAUGAAGGAGUGAAAAACGGACAGACGUUUGGCUCAAACUGAGCCUCUUAUAGUAUAUAUAUAUAUAUAUAUAUAUAUGCAUAUAUAUAUAUAUGUGGGUGUGUGUUGUUUUAGUAAAGUAUGUUUUUUAAAUUGCAAGACUAGAUUAUGCGAUCAGAUCUUGUUGCUCCACAAGCAAUGGGGGUGGGGGUUGGGGGGUGUGUGUGGGGAGGGGUCGCAACCACAAGAGGGCACCAUUGGGCCAGGAGAGUCUCCCUUUCUGUCCCCCUCUCCCCCCCCACCAACCCAUACCCUCAGCUUAGGUCCUCCUCCUGAGAAACUCUCAGUACUGUACAUCACAGCCAAUACUUAGUUUGACACUCUGUACCUCCAGUGAAGACGUUUGGAUCUGCCUUUUCCCCCACCUCGCUAGCGUACGUCUCUCUUCGUCGCCUCCGCUAUUGACCUUUACUGCAUGUACACUGGUGUGCCCGAUGCAUUCACAAUUUGCUCAUUCCAAACAAAACAUCGUUCCUGAGUAGGUUAUGCCUCUCUAUCCAUUUUUUGUUGGAGACCUUAUGGUCCCUACCGCAAAAGCUUUAAUGCAAUGUACACAAGUGCAUCUGCAUUCCUAAUUUGACACGUGAGUAAGUUUAUUUAUGGGAACCAACCACAGAGUUAUACCAAGGAGUCUGAUCUUCGUCUUCAUCGCAAAGAGCCUUGAUUCUGUAUUGACAAGUCGCUGGUUCAGGCUUUUUGCAGGUGCUCGCACUGUUCUCUCAUUGUUGUCAAUGAGAAAGCGGCGAUGAGAUGGACCUGUGCUACCUGUGGAAGUCCUUAUCUGUCCAUUACAGGGGUAGGGGAAUGAGUCGGAACAUAAUGAUUUUUUAAUACAGUAGAAUCAGACAGCCUUUUCCUUGUAUAUUUGGAUACUGUAGAAUCUGCCUUUUCAAUGUAUAUUUUAGUUAGAUGAUCAUCAAAUUGAGUGUUCAAAUUUGUAUUAAUGUCUAAAAGUUAUGUAUGAUUGAGAAGUUCCUGAUGAGCUCAUAUUUUGUAUAAUUUUUUUUAUAUUUUGGACAAUAUUCUAUGUUUUAAUAAUACAUUAUUUAAAAGCACCACUGGAAUCCAAACUUUUGAAAUAUAAAAAUGUUUACAGUGUAAGCAAACAAAGAACAGAGGAUUUAGGACUUGAAUAACAAAUUGAUGAAGCAAUACAACAAAACAAUAUAAACACAUGACGAACAAAAUGCAUUAGACCACCUGCAAUAACUCCAAACAGAAAUGGCAACUCUAUCCUCUCCUUUGUUUUGAUUUUUUAUCGAGUACGACUUGUCCGAGUAUUCCCAUCACCAUGCAGGAUUAAGCCUUGUUCUUAUAGAAACAAAUUUAGCUGUUCAUCCUAGAAAUAAAGUUUAAUUAACAUAACAUGACAACCCCCCCCUACACACACACACGCUUUGUUUUAUAUCGUUCUGCUGUUGUGAUGAUGAUAAAAUCUCUUUAGCUGCUGGGUCAGAAGUAAGCAAGCAGCGCGUUUUCUUUCCAGAGAGUAUCAUCCAUGCAAGCAUGACAUCAUAUCUUGACAUCAUAAUGCAGACACUCACACACACAAACGAACACAACCUUAGAUCAUUGUUUUGUUAUUAUAUACGUGUCCACACAAGUGCACUCCUGCAAUUAUGGAACUACUGUUUUUUACUUGUGGCCUGAACGCUUAGCAGUUAUGUUCAUGAAAAGACCAUAUCUAUCUAUUCUUGAAGUGAUGUAUUUUUUUGGUUUAUGGUUGCAUGUGCCCUUUAAUUGGUUUCUCACUCUGCCUAAAGUUCACUAACUCAUGGUCCAAGGUGAGCUCUUUAAACAUUGUGCUCACCAGAUAUUACUGUACCUUGAAAUUAACAUGCAGGCAUGUUUCGUUUGUGAAGAUUUUGAUUAAUCUUUUUUUCUUUUUUUUCUGAAGAGGACUUGACAACAUAGACCUAUGUUCUACUAAUAGCUUUAGAUGAUCUAGUGACUUAAUGAGGAACUGGUUUACACUCUGCAGUAUGCCCUGCAAUGGCCCAUUUGACGUGAUCAAUAUUAUGUUCAGCUGAUUAUUAUAACUUGUUUUCGUCGUGCAAAAUUCCACUCUGCAAGGGAAUGAUUGAUAGUGACCAAGCAUAGGCUAUUAUAUAUAGCUGUGUGUGUGUGUGUGUGUGUGUGUGUGUGUGUGUGUGUGUGUGUGUGUGUGUGUGUGUGUGUGUGUGUGUGUGUGUGUGUGUGUGUGUGUGUGUGUGUGUGUGUGUGUGUGUGUGUGUACAUGGCGUAUGUGUCUGUGCGUUGCCGAUAGGUGUGUCCACAGGAAGGAGGAAUUAAUGCUAUACAUGAGUAAUAAAUAAAUGCUGUAUCAUUUGGUGGAGGUCGAGAAAUCGUUACUUUGAUAAACGUAUCAACCAAUAUAAGUCUUAACACUUUCACAAAUUGUCAGUUGCUUAAACCCUUUUUUUUGUGGAUGAAACUAUAACAAAGGAGCUUAUCAGCCCAAAGGGAUUGAAAGUUGUAUCAUAUUAUUACUGACUCUUUAUUACUUAUCUUAGGUUAGCCAUAACCUGGUCAAAUCCAAUAUUUUCAAUGUUACAAUAAUUUCUGAACUUUUCUUAUUUAUUGCCUCGUAUGGCCGCGGCCUUACGUAAACUUCAUCCACUCGAAUUAAAUAACCUGGUCAAGGUUGCUCUCAUAGCGCCUCCCGAAUCAUAUGGCAACAACACACGCUCUGAUGAAGCCUCCGAGCCUUAUUCUUUAAACGUCGUUAUUCUGUUUUAUUUGGGAUGAAACUGUUAAUUAAUUUCGCAUUUUCGAAAAACGUAGCUACUCUCUCCACACAGAAACAUUGACUGUCAUAAAGGCUCCCGCUAGCGUUCACUGUCUGCUGUGGCUCAGAGCUGCCCCGCUGUGUACCGGUGAUGGGGGGGGGGAAUGGUAUUCCGUCUGUCAUAUUUCUGGCAGCAAAGAGCGGUAGUCGUUUGUUGACUAGAUACCAAGCGACAGUAUAGCGAAGAGAAGUGAUGCUUUGAAAGAGUGGCACCGCACCAGCGCCCUGAGUGGGCGGGGAUACCAUGCCUUUGUGGUGGACACCCGUAUUUCCGUUUUUUUGUUGCGUAUGAGUGACUUGUAUAGGAAUUUAUAUUCUGGUAUGGUCUGAACUCGUAAACUGUGUUUGUGCUGCUUAUCUUCCUAAUGGGACUAUAAUGCUGUAGAUUAGGACCUAAGCAUUGCAUUUUUUUUCUACACUAAUUCAACAGGAUAUCUUGCCCAAGGCCUUGUCUCAUCACCUUAUAUAAACAUGAUCUGUGUCUUUAUUUUUGUCCAAAUUAUGUAUCAAGGGGGAUUUAUAUUUGAUUGUUUAUAUAUAAAAUAACUCAUAGUACGCAUUUAAAUUAAAACUAGAACUUCAGUCUUGUACGGUACAACUUUGAGACAACAGAUUCCUCUGCCACUGUAUGUGAAGGAGACAUAUUGUCUCACUUCUGCUUAUAAUUUUUUAUUUGUAAACAGUUCUAUCGUAUUUAUUGUAUUUAGAUGGCAGAAACGUGUACAUGCUUUAACCACUUGUAUUCAGCCAUGACUGAGCUUGCGCCUUCAGUCUAUUAAUUUAUUGUGUUCAACUGACUAGCCACUGUGACUUCUGGGCUCACUGGUUUAGAUAACCGGCUAACAUGGAGGAGGUUGUCGAGUCAAUUAAAUCACAUUUCCUUGAGCUUUUCACUCCUCAAAACUCUUAACUUAUCCUGGGAAGUUUUCUUGUAGAAUAUGUAUGAUACAAAAAAAAUGUAAUUUGGAUGGGACAUUUUUUAUUUAUUGUGGCUCCUGAUUAAGUUUUAAUCAAUUGAUGGAAGGUUGAUCCUUGCUUGUAUAGUUGUAGUUUCUUUUAAGUAGCCAUCUGUCAUUAUCUGCUAAGGGAGGGGCAACUUUUACGUACUCUCAAAUAAAAUAGGGUUACUCUCAAAUCAACCCAUAUUUUUGUCUGUUGAAGUGUAAUUGCAUGUGUCCUCCAUACAUCACCCCUGUACAUGAAAAGUCAAUAUGCCGACAUAAUUUGAAAAUAAGCAAACAUAUGGAAUAUAGCCCUCUAUAUAAAGCUACCAUUUGAGUGUGGAACUGUGUAUGGAACAAAUUAAUUUAAUGUAAAAAUAAAAAUAUCAUCACAUCAAUUCAUACCCAUAUCACGCGUCUCUUGAACAUCUUGCAUACGCUACAUGACGCCAAUCUCCCUUUGUCUGCCAUGUAAACGUGGGUUCACUCCCGCUAAUGAAUAAAAGGCCUGUCCUUCUUUUGUUCAUGAUACAAUUUGAGAUAUAAAUGAUGAUGGGAUUUGUUUACUAGAACAGAGUCUUUUUUAUUUUUUAAAAAUGUCCUGUUACUGUUCCAGCAUCAGUGCUCCUGUUGUAGAACUGUAAACAAAUUAUGUAUUCUGAGAGCAUCCAUGUUUGGUAGGCAUUUGAAGUCUACGUUUGUACACGAAAAUGUUAAAUAAAGAUUUCCUGUAUUUAUGAAAAA